AUGGCGCCUCUGAGCUCAAUCCGCACCUCUGGCGACAAGAUUGAGAUCGUCAACCAGCUCCUGCUGCCACACACAACGGAAUUCAUCGAGAUCGACACCAUCCAGCAGGCCCACGAUGCGAUCAAGUCCAUGAAGAUCCGCGGUGCACCCGCCAUCGCGUCUUUGGCCGCACUCUCAAUCGCCUCGCAUCUGUCGCGCGCGUUGCAGGCCUCCCCGGCGCCGGAGUUCCUCUCCUCGCCGAGCGCACUGAAGGAACACGUCGAGCCACAGCUCGCGCUCCUGUCCACGGCACGUCCCACUGCAGUCAACCUCGGUGCAGCGACGCGACGUCUCACAAAGACGCUCGAUGCUGCGAUCGAUGCGGGGAAGGACGCGCGUGCGAUUGCGGCGGACCUCAUCGCGGAGGGGAGGAGGAUAGACGACGAGGACGUAGUCCGGAACAGGCAGAUGUCGAAGUGGGGCGGGGAAUGGCUAGUAGAGCGGGUGAAGAAGACGGGUGCGACGGGUGCGGAUCUGAACGUCGUGACUGUGUGCAAUACGGGGUCGCUGGCGACGUCGGGAUACGGAACCGCGUUGGGACUGAUCACUUACCUGCACGAGACGGGGAAGUUGAAGCAGGCGUAUUAUACCCAGUCCACACCUUAUCAUCAGGGGUCGCGACUUACAGCCUUUGAGCUCCAAACGCUCAAAAUACCCUCCACUAUGCUUUGCGACAGCAUGGUCGGCUCGCUAUUCCAGCAUCACGACAUCCACGCUGUAGUGGUUGGCGCAGAUAGGAUAGCUAGGAACGGGGAUACCGCGAACAAGGUUGGAACAUAUAACGCAGCCGUCCUUGCCUCACGACACAUGAUUCCAUUCAUCGUCGUUGCGCCAAUAAGCACCAUCGACCUGGACGUUCCGAACGGCAGUGUUAUACCUAUCGAGCAGCGGCCAGCUUUGGAGGCAUGCCUCGUGCGCGGUGCCCUCUAUCCACCGACUACCAACGCGCAAGGGAUCAAAGAACAGGCUACGGUGAUGGUGACACCAUCUGACCUUGAAGGGGUGUACAAUCCAAGCUUCGACGUGACGCCUUCGGAUCUCAUCACCGCUAUUGUGACCGAGAAGGGCGUGGCUGUGAAGAAGGAUGGAGAGAAUACCUUUGACUUGACAGAAGUUGUAUGA
Messenger RNA from Sparassis crispa, 1161 nucleotides. Its product is annotated as Methylthioribose-1-phosphate isomerase. The record is from RefSeq and is a predicted model, not a curated record. Lineage: Eukaryota; Fungi; Basidiomycota; Agaricomycetes; Polyporales; Sparassidaceae. Gene Ontology annotation, molecular function: S-methyl-5-thioribose-1-phosphate isomerase activity. The transcript has 7 exons. Bases 1 to 1161 code for a protein of 386 amino acids.